UUUGAGCUGACCCAGCCGCUUGCAGGCAAAGAAGCCUACUUGCAAGGGCAUAUCCCAGGCGCAUUCUAUGCAGACUUAAACCAAAAUCUCAGCGCCCAGCCUGGGCAGGCUAAGGCCAGUGGAGGCCGACAUCCGCUGCCCGAGCGUACUUUUUUUGCCCACUGGCUAGGCCAAAUGGGCAUGACUGCACAGACCCAAGUCGUAGCCUAUGACCGUAACCAAAACAUGUUCGCUGGCCGUUUGUGGUGGAUGUGCAAAUGGUUGGGGCACGAAGCUGUGGCGGUUUUGGACGGCGGCUUUGCUGCUUGGUUGGCUGCGGGCUACCCUGUGCAAACCGCUAUACCCGAGCCCAAGCAGCCCAGCCAAUUUAGCCCCACACAGAGUUUGGUCACACUGCUUGAUGCGCAAGAUGUCUUGCAAGAGCUGGGCGGGGGCAAGCAAACUAUAGUGGACGCGCGUGCGGCUGCGCGUUUUAGUGGGCAAAACGAGCCCAUAGACCCCGUUGCAGGGCAUAUCCCUGGCGCACGCAACCGCCCGUUUACCGACAAUUUGCAAGCCGAUGGCCGGUUUAAGCCCGCUCAAGUGUUGCGCCAAGAAUUUGAAGCACUGCUGGAGGCGCAGACAUCUAAUAUGCCUACACGCAUCGUCCACCAAUGCGGCAGCGGCGUGAGCGCACUGCCCAAUUUGCUGGCUAUGGAAUUGGCGGGUUUGGGUCGUCAGGCUUUAUAUGCAGGCAGCUGGAGCGAU
Messenger RNA from Darwinula stevensoni, 747 nucleotides. NCBI's taxonomy places the organism in Eukaryota, Metazoa, Arthropoda, Ostracoda, Podocopida, Darwinulidae. The record is from the annotation of a GenBank genome assembly.